Mugil cephalus (flathead mullet) is the source of this 3308-nucleotide messenger RNA. Its product is annotated as tumor protein p53-inducible protein 11-like. Bases 325 to 894 code for a protein of 189 amino acids. The record is from RefSeq and is a predicted model, not a curated record. The transcript has 8 exons. Lineage: Eukaryota; Metazoa; Chordata; Actinopteri; Mugiliformes; Mugilidae.
UGGUUUGUUUGCUGCUCCGGGGUUUGUGAAAGCACGGAGCGCUGCGAUGAUCCUCCACACUGCCCACACUACCCACUCACUGUAACCACGGAGAAACGUCUCAGCCCUCUGAAGCAAACUCUGGACUACACUCCGCUUCCUCCCAUCCUCUCUUGAACAUCCCAAGCUCCUCACGUGUCCAUUAAGGCCUCCUCUGUCAAUAACAAAUAAGUUUGAUGAUUUAAAUCUGGACAGUACAGGACAAUCUUCACAGUAUCCAGUGAGAGAGACGAGCCUCCAAGGACAUGGAGCUGCUGACAGUGUAGCCAAGGAACGGUGUGCACCAUGGCCUCUAAACCUCACGCCCCUCUAAUGAAGAAGCACAGCCAGACGGACUUAAUAAGCCGUCUGAAGAGCCGGAAGAUCCUCGGAGUUGGUGGCGAGGAUGAUGAUGGCGAAGUGCACCGCUCAAAGAUCAGUCAGAUGCUCGGAAACGAGAUGAAGUUCGCCGUGCGGGAGCCUGUCGGCCUGAGGGUGUGGAUACUCGUCUCGGCGUUGGGUUUCACAGUUGUGGCUCUGAUGGCUCUGGUGUUUCCCAACCAGCUAUAUGAGGUUGUUUUUGAGGAGGAGCUCACCACAACUAGCAUCUCUAUCCGCCUGUAUGGAGGAGCGUUGCUCAGCCUGGCCCUCAUCAUGUGGAACGGCCUCUACACAGCAGAAAAGGUCAUCAUCCAGUGGACUCUGCUAAGUGAAGCCUGCUACUUUGCCGUCCAGUUUCUAGUGACAUGCAUCACUCUAAUGGAGCUCGGCAUCCUGCCCAACGGCGCCAUCCUCCUGCUCCUCAGCCGAGUACUCUUCUUGGUCGUCACCGUCGCUUACUACUACCACCUGGGCCGAAAGCCCAAGAAGAUCUGAGCUGUGAACUGUGGGGAAACUUCCAGGGUGGGGACUCUUGAGCACAGAUCACAAACGUGGGUUCAGAAGGUUUGGAUUAGUAUUUGAUUGGGACUCGGAUCAUUACUUUGCCAGUCAAUGCCCCCUGCCCCCUAGUGUGGGACCUAGCCUUAUGUAAGCCCCGGUGUUUAACAGAUGAGCACAGUCUCACGUCCCAGACUCUACAACAACAACAACGAGAAACUUCAUAGUGAAUGUGACCUACUCUUACACUGGACUGUGAGGCCAGGCCCCUCUCAACACUCUUCCCUCCCUCGUGCGUUGCUGUUCUCUAAAGAAAGAGCUAGCGGUUUGUAGUGCGUUGCAAUCUCGUGUCACCUGGUUAUUAGUAUGUACAGUAUAGGGUAAUUUUUAACACUUGACUGUAUUGUCCAUGUACGGCUACAUGACUUCUGGGCUCAGUAUUUGGUGUAUUCUGUUGACUUUGGCUCUUGAAAUUGUUUCUUAAUCACAACCAAGGACCAAGAGUUUGUGCUAUCUUGUGUUUCCCGUUUGAUACUGUUGAUGUAUAUCAUAUUAUAUGUACGCUAAAGCCAAGCCUGCAUAUCUGAACUCAUGCAUGCCUUCUGACAGCUCUCCAGUGAGCCCACUCACUGGAAAAAAAACACACAAAAAAACAUGCUGGAUGAGUGACAGUGAAUCUUUUCUUACACUGCUUCUUAGUCAGCGCUCUGAGGAAACUCUUAAAGAACAGCUUUUACUCUAAAUCACAGGCUCAGGCUCAUUCAAGCUGACAAGAAAAAAAAUUGAAAACGUUUUUCAGGGACAUCUUAUUUUUAUUCCUUGAGCUAUCAAUCAAAAGGUUCUCUCAAAGUGAACGGGGAUUACUUUGUACAGUUCACUACUGAGAUCAAUGCAGGCGUGUUAAGUGACUUGUACAGAAACGCAGCGUCGUUCUCUCCACGCGGGACUCGCGUAGCCCUGAAUAAUAUUCUGACCUUUACCGUAAAGCUAGUGUGAGAAGACGAGCACGUCACCGCGCGAGAUAAACAAACCAGAGCUGGCUCUUCUUUAGCGAUGUAGCACAGAUCUUUUUUUAUUUAACAUACACCAUAUCCUUAGUCUUGCCUUAAAACUACUCAAAAGAACAGUCAUCAACACUGCAUCUUCUUGUAAAUGUGUAAAUAAAAGUAUUUACUAUCAUGUGGUGUUCUUGUGAACCAAACAGGGAACUUAUUCAGUAUUAGUUAAGUGAUUUUUUUUCACAGGUUAAUCCUACUCUCUGCGUGUUUUAUUUUUAUUUUUUGUACCUAUUUAAGUGACAUCUGUCUUUUAACAUCUUGCAUGCAAUAUAAUCCACCAAAUGAAAUAGGUCAAGCUUUGUAGCAAGCUGUCACCAACUAGAAAGUACAGCUAAUAAUUGUCAAGAUGCAAAUAGCAGUGAACGGGUACAAUAACCAAAAGUGAGAAAACAGAAACCUGAGAAGAAGGAAAAGUUGACCUAUAGGGAAGUUAAAUUAUAUGUACGUUAUAGCAGUUCUAACCCAACCAGUUCUCCUCCAGUCAGUCAGCUCAGCUUAUUUUCUACCUCCCGUUACUUGGCAUGUCCUCAGGUACGAGACAUCCCAGCUCAGCUUUAGAGCUGCGCCAGCAAUGCUAAUUUGUCAACUGUGAUCUCUGCAACUCAUACACUCUAUAAAUAGGGGGCUUCUUUUGUAAACUUAGCUUGAAGCAGGAGCCCACUGCAGGUCUCCAAAGGUGGUCCGCAUUGUUGCAAAUGACCACGUUGAGCUGUGCCCUAGAAGGGAGUGGUCCUGAGGUCGGAGUUAUUGUGGGUUUGCAGAUGCAAGUCCAGCUCUGAAGGCAGAUGUGCUUGUUACUUGGGCGAGCUUCGGUUCAGAUAGGGAACAUGGGUGAGGUCUCCCGUCCCCCUGAAAAGUAGUAAUUAUCCUUCUUUCCAGUGUUUAAUUAGCUGCGGCUCUCCAGAGUGACACUGUGUGCCCCAACCUGCUCCGUCCUGACUAGCAUGAUAAUUACGGACCAGAAGAGAAAAGUCGUUCCAUUUCCGUCAACUCUACAAGCCUCAAACCAUCAGCCUUGUGAAAUGUUCAAAGGUCUGUGAAGCGGGAUAUUUUUGGAGAGAUCGGCAAUUUCGGGGGCGGGCAGACGGAGGGAGGUAAAGAAGCGUCGCUUUCAUCCUCCCGCUUCUCUGACGUAAAUAUUGCAUUGGUAACUUGUGUCCUUGAAAAUAGUGAGUUGAGCUGUUCCUUCCCUCAUCCAACAUACAAUAUACUGUUGUGAAUAGCAUACCUUGUAUAACAGUUUCAAAUUGUAGCAUUGUGUUUUUAUGUAUAUAUGUGGUAUAUUGUACCUCAAUGCAUUGUUAUGGGGUUCCAUUAUUUAGUUUGAAAUAAAGAACACUUGUUUAUUUUGAA